This is a messenger RNA of Drosophila grimshawi, 3253 nucleotides long. It is a transcript of the gene asl, whose product is annotated as intracellular protein transport protein USO1. The transcript is spliced from 3 exons. Lineage: Eukaryota; Metazoa; Arthropoda; Insecta; Diptera; Drosophilidae. Bases 104 to 3082 code for a protein of 992 amino acids. The record is from RefSeq and is a predicted model, not a curated record.
AGACAGCACAAUAGUCAGCUGCAUACCUCGCUUGACAACAAAUUCGGAUACGGCGCUUGCGCAUUUGGUUUACAUUUUAAAUUGAAAAGUUAACCGACACAAGAUGAACACGCCAGGCGUCAGCCUAUUCCAGGGCGCCGAUACGCUCAAGGUGAAUUCAACGUUGGAGCGCCAGGAGGAGGAGGAAGCGUUGCAGGAUCAAAAACGCCGCGAAGCUGAGCUGGGGAAUUUAUUGGAGAAUGCUUUCGAUGAUUUGGAUGACGACGACGACGACGAAGAGAGUACAAUUGACUCCACAACAAAUUAUCCAUCGAAUUUAUUGCCAGCACAGCCGUUGCCCCCACUGCCAGCGCCAGCGCCAUCCGCCCAGCAAGUGGAAUAUGUGAAUGCCAGCGAAAUGCACAAGCUAAAAAUGUUGCUGGAGUCGAAGACGCACGAGCUGCAGAACACCAAUAAGAUAGCGUCGGAUGCGCACAAGAAAAUCGAUGAGUACCAGAAGCGACUGACCAUCACCCAAGCGGAACUGGAGCGAGCGCUGCGCGAGAAGCAGAACAUGCACGAGCUGCUCGUGGACAGCAAGGAGAAGUGCUCGAAUCUGGACAACAAUAUCGAAAAGUUGCGCAGCGAAAAGAAAUCAGUGGAGGCGGAGAAUACACAGCUGGUGGGCCAAUUGGAGACGGCACAGGCGCUGUUGGCGGAUGUGCAGCGUAAAUAUGAUCUGGUCGAGCGGGAUCAGCAUAGGCGAGAGGAUCGCAACGUCGAUAUGCGUAUCAAACAGCUGGAGGAGCAUCAUCGUGCACAAACCGAACUGAUGCAGCAACAGUUCAGCCAGCUGAGCGAUCAGUUCGAUAAGAAGAAACAGGAACUCGAUCAGAUGCACAUGCGCUACAAUUCGUUGCAGUCUAGUCACGAGUCCAUGCUGCUGGACAAGGCGGCCAAGAUCAAUGAGCUCAACUCGGCACUGGAUGUGGCGCAGCAUCGCUGCAAUCAGUUGACUGCGCAGCCCAGUUACGAGGCGGAAUAUACGCGUCAGCAGAUAUGCAUUGCGGAUUUGCAUGCCCAGAUUAGCAGCAGAGAUCAGACGAUAGCGCAGUUAACGGAUCGCUUGAAUGGCGCCACAGCCGAAAUGGAUCUAAUGGACACACUGAUACAGCAACAUCAAUCCGAAUCGGGGACACUAAGUCACCUGCCGUCGUAUCUCUCGGGCAGCACACCCCUCAAUCCCGCUGAUCGCAUGGGUCACAUCAAACAUGAACUGUAUCGUGCCCUGGGCAAUCUCAAGAAUAAGCGUGAAGAGGUGCGCCGCCUGGAGAAGCAGCUGGGCGAGCGAACAAACGAGUUGCGCACGCUACGCGAUGAGGAGAACAAAACACUCGUGCAGCUGGCCACGCUUAAGGAGGAUAAAACGCGUCUGGAGACGCGCAUUAAGGUGCUGCAGGAGCAGCUGGAGGACCGACAGCACAACUCCUCCCUGAACGUGUCCAAAAUGCGCAGCGACCUGGAUACACUGAUAACGGAGCGUGAUACACUGCGUCAGCAGGCCGAUAGCCAAAAUGUAGAGCAACAGAAACUGAGUAAACAGUUGCAACUGUUGCAGUCACGCCUGGACACACUGAGACAGGAGAACGAGCAGCUGAGAUGCACAUGCGAUCAGCUAACGGAUGACAAACGUCAGCUGGAGAUGCGUGCCACCGGCGACGAUGUGCGACUGGAGCUGGAGCGGCACAAGAUUCUGCUGAAGGAUGCCCAGGGCGAGGUGGAGCGACUGAAGACGCUCUACACGGACAUUGCCAACGAGAAGGAGUCGCUCAACUAUCAGCUGCGCAAAGUGAGCGACAAGGAUAGCGUCAAGGAGUUGCAGGAGCAGCGUCAACAGAUCGCUCAGCUGCAGCGCAACGUGCAGCUGGCCGAGCUGAAGGCCCAAGAGCUCGCCAAGAUACUCGAGACGGAGAAGACGCGACACGAGCGAGAGUUGCAAACGCUGCGCGAGAAAUGGGAGCGGGAGAAGCACGACGAGGUGCUCAAGGCCGCCAAAGAGAGCUCCAGCAAUUGCAGCAAGUGCAACGAUCAGCUGGCCGAGAUCACCAAGAUUGAAAUCCAAAUGCUAAAGCUGCAGAAUACGAACUCCAUGCAAGCCAAGGAAUUGGAUGAGCUGAGAGGCGAGUUGGAAAAGACGGAACAACUGCAACUGGAGCUGGAGGCUAAGGUGCAGCUGGCGGCGGAGCAGGCGAAACAGCUCGGCGAACUGAAGGCCAAGGCGCAGCAAUACGAGGAGCAACUGCAGCAGGAGGCAGCUAAGAUGACAGCGCAGCCAAGUCCCGUCAGCUCAAAUCCGGAAGUCAACGGGUCGCCAACAUCGCCGGAGUUGACUCAGGUGCGGAUCAAGCGCAUCGAGCAGCGUGUACGCGAUGAGAUGGCCAAAUUGUUUGCUGCCGAACUAAAACGCUUCACGAUGCGCGCCCAGCAAUCGGAUGAGCGCAGCCAAUGCCUGCAGCGAGAGUAUCAAGUGGUCCAACGGGAUCUGCAGCAGCGUCAAACGGAGGUGGAGGUGCUGAAGCAGACAAUACUCGCGGAGCGCGAACACAUGCAGGAUAUGCUGGACGACAAGGAUGACAAACAGAAGCAACUGGUGCAAAAGUGCCGCAACGAGUUGCAGGCGAAGAAUCAACGUAUCGCCGAUCUGCUCCGCGAACUGGACGAGCAGCAUGCGAGCAUCGAAUCGGAGCGUCGCUCGAUGAAGGCCGUGAUGACUGAGUGGGACAAACAGAAGCAAUCCAUCGAACAGGUCGAGCAACAUUGGCGCAACCAUGUACAGGCGGUGCUCGACAAGCAUGCGGAGGAGCUGCAGGCCACCGAGAAGCGCUAUCAGAGCGCCAAGCGCACCGUCCACAACUACAAACUCUAUCUGGAGGCCAAGGAUGCGCACACGAAGAGCGAAAUCGAGCGCAUCAAGCAGGAGUACAACACAUCCCUCGUCCAGAUCGAAGCCAAACUGCAUCAGCAUUUCCAUCAGCGCAAAAGUGCUCGCGAUGAGCUGCCCAAGAAUACAAACGAUAAGGAAAAUGAGCCGAGCAAUCAUUGAAAUUGUAAUUUGGCAUUCUUAGUGAAUUGUUUAUACUAGUUUUGUACGGCGCUAAAUAAUGUUUUAUGUCCAAUUGUUUUUUAUACGAAUGAAUAGAAUUAAAUACAUUUAUCGUUACAUUCCCAAACAGAUCACGCUAAUUUCAAAUUUAAGCUGUUUUUGGUAGAAGUA